AUGAUCUUAAUUAAGAGCAGUGAUGCUAGCAAGAACAGUGGUGCUAGCAAGAACAGUGAUGCUAGCAAGUGCAGUGAUGCUAGCAAGAACAGUGAUGCUAGCAAGAACAGUGAUGCUAGCAAGAACAGUGAUGCUAGUAAGAGCAGUGAUGGUAGCAAGAACAGUGAUGGUAGCAAGAACAGUGAUGCUAGCAAGAGCAGUGAUGCUAGCAAGAACAGUGAUGGUAGCAAGAACAGUGAUGCUAGCAAGAACAGUGAUGCUAGCAAGUGCAGUGAUGCUAGCAAGAACAGUGAUGCUAGCAAGAACAGUGAUGCUAGUAAGAGCAGUGAUGGUAGCAAGAACAGUGAUGGUAGCAAGAACAGUGAUGCUAGCAAGAGCAGUGAUGCUAGCAAGAGCAGUGAUGCUAGCAAGAACAGUGAUGGUAGCAAGAACAGUGAUGCUAGUAAGAGCAGUGAUGCUAGCAAGAACAGUGAUGGUAGCAAGAACAGUGAUGGUAGCAAAAACAGUGAUGCUAGCAAGAGCAGUGAUGCUAGCAAGAGCAGUGAUGCUAGCAAGAGCAGUGAUGGUAGCAAGAGCAGUGAUGCUAGCAAGAGCAGUGAUGCUAGCAAGAGCAGUGAUGCUAGUAAGAGCAGUGAUGCUAGCAAGAGCAGUGAUGCUAGCAAGAACAGUGAUAGCAGUGAUUCUAGCAAGAGCAGUGAUGCUAGCAAGAGCAGUGAUGGUAGUAAGAGCAGUGAUGGUAGUAAGAACAGUGAUGGUAGUAAGAGCAGUGAUGGUAGUAAGAGCAGUGAUGCUAGUAAGAGCAGUGAUGGUAGUAAGAGCAGUGAUGCUAGUAAGAGCAGUGAUGGUAGUAAGAGCAGUGAUGGUAGUAAGAGCAGUGAUGGUAGUAAGAGCAGUGAUGCUAGUAAGAGCAGUGAUGCUAGCAAGAGCAGUGAUGCUAGUAAGAGCAGUGAUGCUAGCAAGAGCAGUGAUGCUAGUAAGAGCAGUGAUGCUAGUAAGAGCAGUGAUGCUAGCAAGAGCAGUGAUGGUAGUAAGAGCAGUGAUGGUAGUAAGAGCAGUGAUGGUAGCAAGAGCAGUGAUGCUAGUAAGAGCAGUGAUGCUAGCAAGAGCAGUGAUGCUAGUAAGAGCAGUGAUGGUAGUAAGAGCAGUGAUGGUAGUAAGAGCAGUGAUGGUAGUAAGAGCAGUGAUGGUAGUAAGAGCAGUGAUGGUAGCAAGAGCAGUGAUGCUAGUAAGAGCAGUGAUGCUAGUAAGAGCAGUGAUGGUAGUAAGAGCAGUGAUGGUAGUAAGAGCAGUGAUGGUAGUAAGAGCAGUGAUGGUAGUAAGAGCAGUGAUGGUAGUAAGAGCAGUGAUGGUAGUAAGAGCAGUGAUGGUAGUAAGAGCAGUGAUGGUAGUAAGAGCAGUGAUGCUAGUAAGAGCAGUGAUGGUAGUAAGAACAGUGAUGGUAGUAAGAACAGUGAUGGUAGUAAGAGCAGUGAUGGUAGUAAGAGCAGUGAUGGUAGUAAGAGCAGUGAUGGUAGUAAGAGCAGUGAUGGUAGUAAGAGCAGUGAUGGUAGUAAGAGCAGUGAUGGUAGCAAGAGCAGUGAUGGUAGUAAGAGCAGUGAUGGUAGUAAGAGCAGUGAUGGUAGUAAGAACAGUGAUGGUAGUAAGAGCAGUGAUGGUAGUAAGAGCAGUGAUGGUAGCAAGAGCAGUGAUGGUAGUAAGAGCAGUGAUGGUAGUAAGAGCAGUGAUGGUAGUAAGAACAGUGAUGGUAGUAAGAACAGUGAUGCUAGUAAGAGCAGUGAUGGUAGUAAGAGCAGUGAUGGUAGUAAGAGCAGUGAUGGUAGUAAGAGCAGUGAUGGUAGUAAGAGCAGUGAUGGUAGUAAGAACAGUGAUGGUAGUAAGAGCAGUUAUGGUAGUAAGAGCAGUGAUGGUAGUAAGACAAGUGAUGGUAGUAAGAGCAGUGAUGGUAGUAAGAGCAGUGAUGGUAGUAAGAACAGUGAUGGUAGUAAGAGCAGUGAUGGUAGUAAGAGCAGUGAGAGCAGUGAUGGUAGUAAGAGCAGUGAUGGUAGUAAGAGCAGUGAUGGUAGUAAGAGCAGUGAUGGUAGUAAGAGCAGUGAUGGUAGUAAGAGCAGUGAUGGUAGUAAGAGCAGUGAUGGUAGUAAGAGCAGUGAUGGUAGUAAGAGCAGUGAUGGUAGUAAGAGCAGUGAUGGUAGUAAGAGCAGUGAUGGUAGUAAGAACAGUGAUGGUAGUAAGAGCAGUGAUGGUAGUAAGAGCAGUGAUGGUAGUAAGAGCAGUGAUGGUAGUAAGAGCAGUGAUGGUAGUAAGAGCAGUGAUGGUAGUAAGAGCAGUGAUGGUAGUAAGAGCAGUGAUGGUAGUAAGAGCAGUGAUGGUAGUAAGAGCAGUGAUGCUAGUAAGAGCAGUGAUGGUAGUAAGAGCAGUGAUGCUAGUAAGAACAGUGAUGGUAGUAAGAGCAGUGAUGGUAGUAAGAGCAGUGAUGGUAGUAAGAGCAGUGAUGCUAGUAAGAGCAGUGAUGCUAGUAAG
Messenger RNA from Oncorhynchus kisutch (coho salmon), 2517 nucleotides. Its product is annotated as dentin sialophosphoprotein. Gene Ontology annotation, molecular function: collagen binding. The annotation marks the transcript as partial. The record is from RefSeq and is a predicted model, not a curated record. Gene Ontology annotation, cellular component: nucleus; cytoplasm. Gene Ontology annotation, biological process: dentinogenesis; odontoblast differentiation. The transcript is spliced from 4 exons. NCBI's taxonomy places the organism in Eukaryota, Metazoa, Chordata, Actinopteri, Salmoniformes, Salmonidae.